AUGACGAUCGAGACACAACGGCCACCCGCGAGGAGCGGUGCAAGUGGUGGCGGUAGUGGCAGUGGCAGUGGAAGUGGCCUGCUUGCCGGUCUGUGGGAGGAGGCGCCGUUCGCGAGACUGCCCUGGGACGCGCCAGCCGAGCUGCGCGAACUGGUCGACGAGGUCGAGAACCCGCGCCGUGUUUAUGCCGUCCACAAGGCCAGCCGCCGACACAACUUCCAGCUCCUGAUCCAGUUGUACAUUGUGCAGCUCCGUGAUGGCUGCGGCACGGCCACGUGUGGCAACGCGACCUGCCUCUCCUUUCGCAAACGACUCGCCGGCAAGGCCCCCCUCCGUCGAUACAACACAACGAGCGCACGCACGCUGGCGAUCCACCUUGCCAGCCAGGACAACCCGGAGGCUGGCCUCUGCCCAGCUCUGAAGCUGCCCCAGUCACCACCGGACGCGUUGAACUCGGUCAUCUUCACGCCAAAGCAUGCGCCCAUGCAUGGCCUUGCUACUGCAGGGAGCUUCAAGCCGAAUCCUAGCACACUCCGUUCCCGUGCAUCAAAUGACGAGGUCUCGAAGGGAUCCAAUGGCGUAAAGAGCGUACAUGGCGCAAAAAGGACUUCUUCCGAGGCAGACAAGGCAACGGGGAGAAAGACGGGCAAGACGCCAUCACCACCGCCAAUAGCACACCCUGCACCUCGACACGCCAACUCUGACAAAAACGAAGAGCAUGACAAGGACGAGCUGUACUUUACAAUCACGGAGAAGCCCGUGAGCAAGGACUACCGGAGUUUUGCCGCCAACAUGUUCGGCACAGUAGCCUUCAAAAUGCUGGAAUGGUUGACGCCUGCGAGUGUCGAAACCAUGACCGACGCAGCAGAUGUGCUGCAAGGCGGGCUUCAACCAAGUGCAAGAAAGGUGUCCAAGCCCUCUUCCGGCAAGGCUACACCGGACCAGCCCCUGGGCCAGUCUCCGGCACCGACCCGCGACGUAUCGUCAGGUGAGAUGGAAGGCAAAGACGGCAGCACGGCAACGACUGGACGUGUCGAACCGAGCGAUCGUGGCGGUGGCCCAGCGGAAACACAAAAGGACCAGCCGGUCGCAAGCAUUUCCCAGCGUGCACCCUCACCUCCAAAUGGUCACGCGAGCACCAACGGAAACGGCCAUGCGGUGCUGAAUGCCAGCGCCCGCAUGCGAGCCCCGACAUCCACACGCCAACAACAACGGAAACUGUCGGUGGACCCGUUUGCCGCCGACGCCGACGACAUCCCGCCGGUCCUCUCUCCCCUCUUGCCAGGCGUCCAGGGCGAUCUCAAUCCCAUAGCCCCCUCGGCAAGAUCGCUGAAGAGCACGGCGCCCACCAUUGCACGCCCCAUCUCGCAGCUGUCCAGCGCUGGCUUCUUUGACAGCGUCCCUUUGGAAAAGAUGCCGCCGCUCAACCUCAAAGGAUCGUUUGAGGCCUCGCAGAAGACGGCACGGACGCAGGCCGACAUUUUGACCCACAGCGGAAGCGACACCAGCCUUCCGCAGUCACGCUCGUCCUCCUCCCGCUCCCGCUCCUCGGACCGAUCUUCUUCCAACCAGUCCUCUGCUGCCAACGACGUCGAUGGUACGGGGGCCGACAGUACUGAAGACGCCGCUCUGGACAUGCUGCUCCCGCAAACCCUGACACGGCUGAACGCCGACGUCGUGGAGUUUGUGUGCGAUGUGCUGCAAGACGACUGCACCCGCGAGGUGCACAUGCUUGAGCCGCCUGUCGUCAAGCAGUUUCACAAACAGACCCGGGGCAGCCGCUCGCCUCCCCUCCGACGGAAGCCAAAGCCGCAGGGCAGGCAACAGGACGUCCAUCUCGCCGAGGAUUGGCGCCUGUUUGUCGAGCAGAGCCUGUUUUACGUCCUCAGCGACCCGAGGGCCCUCAUCUCCUCGUUUACAAAGCAGGGCCAGCUCUAUGAUACGCAUACCCUCUGGUACUGCAUGCUCCGCCUCACCCGUGUCGCGCCGAGCCUCGUCUUGCACAGCCUGUGGGUGGCCGCCAAGGCGCUGCUUGUACCCACCAAGACGCUCCUGGCACGACGGCUGCCCGAGGCACGUCUCGCGCCGCACAAGCAGCAGAGCUUGCUGACCGACGCGGAGGCGGGGAUGCUGAUGGCGAUCUGCCUGCAUGCUCUGGUUGCCGUUGCGCCUGUUGUCAAGAACGAGUCGCAGCUCUACGACAUGUCUCGCAUUCGCUCCCAAGGCCUGAGCCUCGCCGGCAGUGGCCUGGUCGUGCGACAGCCGGCGGAGCUCUGCCUCCAGUACGACGAUGCCUUCUCCAACGACCUUGCCCUGCGCUUGGCCCGGGUCUUGUUCUCGGCCAUCGCGGCACAGCGCACCUUUAACGGCAGCUCCGGCUCUGACGGCGCCCUUGCCGGCACCAUUGCCGGCCAAGGCCGCAGGGGCAGCCGGCCGGCCGAGGGCACAAUGGACAUUCUCGCGCCGCUGUUUUCGCAACUGGACUUUCUCAAUAUGGACGCGGCCUAUAUUCUCAAUUUCUCUUUCCCCGAUCGGACACUCCACGAAACGCGCGUGCCGACUCUGCUCCUUGACUGGGCUCGCGCCGUCAUGCUCAGCGAAUGGACCGGCUCGCCAGCCGUGCCCGGCGAUGGCCACUUUGGCGGCGCCCUCGCCCUCAUCGCGGCCCUCUACGAAAAGCGACAGGCUCUUUUGGUCGGCGACGUGCAGUUCCGGACGGAGUACUUUGCGGAGCGCCUCGACGAGAUGGAAAUGCCGGUCGCGUGGUUGUCGUUCACGUCCACGCGGAAGCGUCGCCACCUGCUCGACUUGCCGUUCAUCUUCAGCCCGACGUCGCUUGUCUCGUAUUUCCGGGCCAUCAACUUUUCGCGCAUGAACCGCUCGUUUGAGGAGUCGAGCUCCCUCCAGAGCCGGAUGAAUGCAAUUAUUUCGCCGGGGAGCUUGAUUAUCAAUCCGCACCACAAAAAGGUGCUGCAGGACCUACUCAAGAUGGCAUCGACAAAGUACCUUGUUCUCGACAUCAGCCGCAGCUCGAUCCUCUCCGACGCCUUUGACCAGCUGUGGCGCCGUGAACAGCGCGAGCUGCUGCGGCCGCUCAAGGUCCGCCUCGGCGAGAACAGCGGCGAAGAGGGCAUCGACUCCGGCGGCGUACAGUACGAAUUUUUCCGGCUGGCCCUGGCGGAGGCCCUGGAGCCCAACUACGGCGCAUUCACAGUCGACAGCCGCACACACAUGACCUGGUUCAACCCGACGACGCUGGAGGCCGACUGGAAAUUCGAGCUGAUUGGUCUGCUGGUGUCCCUCGCCUUGUUCAAUGGCAUAUCGCUGCCCGUGACCUUUCCCAAGGCGCUCUACCGCAAGCUGCUCGGCGAGCCCGUGGACGAGCUGCACCACAUUGCCGACGGCUGGCCCGACCUGGCCAGUGGCUUGACCGCGUUGCUGGAGUGGAACGAGCAGGAUGGUGCGGUGGAGGACGUCUUUGUUCGGACGUACGAGUUUUCCGUCGACCUGUUUGGCCAGCCCAUCUCCCGCGUCAUGGGGGACGACUGUGCGCCGUGGCCGAAGAUCCGGGAGAACGUCCUGCAUGACAUUGAGGCGCGGGCCACAGCACCAAUAGGCAUGUCCGAUACAGCUGCUGCUGCCACCCAUGUCGCUGCCGCUCGGUCCGAACCAGCAGAGGAUCCCUCCGCUCCCAACGCAUCGCCGCUGGCCGCUGGCAAUCCUGGCGACGACGCCCCCAUGGUGACGGGCGCGAACCGCAACGCCUACGUCACGGACUACAUCCGCUACCUGACGGACGUGUCGGUGCGCGCACAGUACGAGGCGUUCUCGCGCGGCUUCCGCAAGUGCCUGCACCCCAAGUCGCUGACGCUGCUGACACCGGCACUGCUGCAGUCGCUGCUGGAGGGCGAGCAGACCAUUGACAUGGACGAGCUGCGGCAGCACACGCGGUACGUGGGCUGGGACACGGGCCACGCGACGGUGAGCGACUUCUGGUCGAUUGUGUCGGCGUACGACGAGCCGAUGAAGCGCAAGCUGCUCGAGUUUGUGACGGCGAGCGACCGCAUGCCGGUGGGCGGCGCCAAGACGAUGCAGUUUGUGCUGCAGCGGAACGGCGAGGAGGAAGCCGUGGGGGGCCAUCUCCCGACGGCAUACACGUGCUACGGCACGCUGCUGCUGCCCGAGUAUCCCAAUCGCGAGGUGCUCCAAGAGCGGCUGGCGAUGGCGCUGGAGAAUGCCAAGGGAUUUGGAUUCUCGUAG
Molecule: messenger RNA, 4260 nt
Organism: Sporothrix brasiliensis 5110
Lineage: Eukaryota; Fungi; Ascomycota; Sordariomycetes; Ophiostomatales; Ophiostomataceae
Product: hect domain containing protein
Exons: 2
Coding region: 1-4260 (1419 amino acids)
Molecular function (GO): ubiquitin-protein transferase activity
Source: RefSeq, a predicted model, not a curated record